AUGGAGGAAUCAAAUAUUGAUCCAUUUGGAUUUUUAUUAAAUUAUAAUAAACUAUAUUUUAAACAAAAAUCAAGACACUCUAUGUGGUAUCAAUUCUUUUGUCCCAUAGAGUUACAAUUUAAUGUUUAUGACUCUAAUAACAAUGUUAUUUUAAAAGCAAAAGAAAAUGAACAAUCUAAAUCUAAUUUAUUUUUUUGUAAUACUAAAAGAUCAUUAAAAAUGUCAAUCACUACACCAUGGAAUGAUCAAGAAAUUUUAAAAAUAAAAAGAAACUUUCAUUGUUUUAGUAAAGGUUUUUUAGGAUGCUGCUGCAUCGAAUCUUGUUAUCAAGAUUUUAAUAUUUUUAAUGGUAAAGAUACAACCAAUGCAGGAAAUAUUAUAGGAAGAAUUAGAGAAGAUUUUUCAUGUUGUGUCCCUAAAUUUACUGUUUUUGAUGAAGAUUCAAAUCCACAGUUUAGUAUAAUAGGAGAGUUUUGUAAUAUGUGUAAAAGCUAUCACUACACUCUUGGUAUUUAUAAAUAUAAUGAAUAUAAUAUACUAAACGAUGUAGAAGAAGUUGGUACAAUUUAUAAAGAUUUUUCUGGUUUUAAAGAGUGUGUCUCUGAAUUGGAUAACUAUACCCUAACAUUUCCACCAGAUUCAAAUGGUAAACAAAGAAUAUUGUUUGUUGCAUGUACAAUUUUUAUUGAUUUAAUGUUAUAUAGUUCUGGAAGUAAUGAUAAAUCAUCUUUUGCAAAUUUACAAUAA
This is a messenger RNA of Dictyostelium purpureum, 747 nucleotides long. RefSeq lists its product as uncharacterized. Gene Ontology annotation, molecular function: phospholipid scramblase activity. The record is from RefSeq and is a predicted model, not a curated record. Lineage: Eukaryota; Evosea; Eumycetozoa; Dictyosteliales; Dictyosteliaceae. Gene Ontology annotation, biological process: plasma membrane phospholipid scrambling. The coding region runs from base 1 to 747 and encodes 248 amino acids. The transcript is spliced from 2 exons. Gene Ontology annotation, cellular component: plasma membrane.